CACCAUAGACUAUGACCGUACGGCUGUACGCACUGCUAAUGUUGGGGUCAGAUUCCUGGCGUUUUCUCUGAUUGUAAUAGCAUUAGGUUGCUGACAAAGUCUUUUGAGGACUUUUGUACCAUUCUCUGGUGUCACUGAGGCUAACAUUUAAACCAUUGCAAGUUGGCUUGGAAUGUGUUGAACAGGGGUUGUUGUCUACAGAUGUUGUUCAAAUAUGUCAUGAAUUGUAAAGCUCAGAAACUGAAGUGAUCCAAUUACAGCAUAAUUCCAAUGCAGAUGUGGCAACGUAAAAUGUAAUUUGACAAUUACAUUGAUAAAAUGAUCACUAUGGAAAAAAGUGUAACUCAUGGUCUAGUAGACAUAAACUACAGGAAGUCUGUGUUGCUGUGUUUCAAGCACUCAAACUGCCCCCUUUUUAUGCACCUUGUCAUGUAUGUUGUUUCUAAUCUCUGUCUUCCUGGACACUUCCUCUGUAGGUCAAACUCUGAUGCGCAGAUGCGUGUAGGAAUCCUUUAUUUUUUUAUGAAUGCUGUCUGUGAUACCACAUAAUGUUUCUCAUAAUGCUUGUCAAGCCAAUUGAGUUCUUUACUUUAUUGGAAAUAUUCUAACCCGUUACUCAAAGCCGUUCAGGCUAGAAACAUCAACAAGUUGCACAUUACAAAAGAAUCACAAACAUGUCCACCGACUUUUACAGUUGUUAUCGCACUCCUUUUGUUUUCUGAUCUCCAUACUAAUCUUCAGGUGUAGUGCACGUGUAGAUUUUCACCACAAACCAGCUUGAGGUGGAGAGUUAGGGAAUUAAUGAGUCAGCCAAUUAUACAGGAGGAUGAUUAGGGGGCCAGAUUGAAUCAGCCUGGUUGGGCCAGGACACCGGGGAAACCCCUAUUCUUUGCGAUAAGUGCCCUGGGAUCUUUUUUGACCUCAGUGAGUCAGGACCGCGGUUUUACGUCUCUUCUGAAGGACGGAAAAUUAAAAAAUAGAUUUGAAUCAAAGCAAAAGCAUCUAAAUGGGUACCAGCUGAGGCUUGGGUGUGUGCAGGCACGUUUGUAUUUAUGUUUAUAUUGUCUUUAUUUUACAGCUGUUACCACCAUCCCAGCCAGCAUAAUAAUUAAAGCAUAAAAAGGUUAAACAUUAACAUUAUGUCCAGGAAUAAGCUCAAUAGUCGGACCAUUGCACUUAGAGCAUUCAGUUGUAGCAAACUUACUUAGACCUCCACAUCAACAAAAACCAAUGGACUCUCAACAAUAACCAAUGGACUACUAACGAAUCCAGAAGAUAAGAAGGGGGUGCUUGGUCGCAUCAGCAACUUCUUCAGCCCCCGCAAGAAGAAGAGCCAGAGCAAGCAGCCCGGCGACGGCGAGAGCACCCCGACCUCCCCGACGUCCCCGCGCUCCCCGCAGAGCCCCCUGCAGGAGGACUGGCUGAAGACGCCCACCCCGUCACGGCGGGAUGACGAAGCCCCCCGGCGGAAACCGGCGUUGAAGCAGCAUCUGGAUCGGGUCUCCCUGGACCUCACCGGCAGCCGGUCCACUCUGGCGUUCGACGAAGACGGGGGAGAGGUCCCGUUUGCCGACAGCGACAGCAGCGGCCGAGGCAGCGUGAGGGAGGUGCACGUGUGCCGGGUGAGCAGCAGCAGCGUCGCGCAGCAGGGAUCCGGAGACGCCACCCCCAUCCCCGGGGCCCAUGUCUCGUUCCUGGACACGGGGUCGGGCAGCGAGCCCGGCUUGAUGGACUCGGUGGUGCAGGAGGUGAGCAAGAGGCUGCAGCUCCACCUGGAGGAGGAGGCGGCCAACAUGAAGGACGGGAAGCCGUCCGAGCGGACACACUCAAAGUCUGUCCAAGUCCGGGUGAGCUCCAAGAUGUCCGAGCCGGUCAAGUCCCACAACCUCACCUCUAUAAGUGUCGCGUCCCUAAAGUCUCUUAAAUUGAAAUCGGACGAUCCCGGCGCGUCCCUGAAGGAAGUAACCUCCCCUCGCCUCCCUCUUACCUCGUCCGGCUCAGACUCGGAGAGCGUCGGCUACAGAUCCACCAGCGUCCUCUCUUGGCUGCACGGAACGGCCACCGCUGAGCGGCAGGACUCCGCCUGGGGGGAACAUGAGCAGGGGGGCACCUCUCCGGCGCUGCUGCACAAAGCCAUACGGGUGGAGGCAGACCUGGCCGACGAGGAGGAGGAAGAAGGGGCGGGGGAGAGGGAGGAGGCCCUCAGAGCCGACUCCCCUCCCUUGAUCGCCGUGCAUGCCACUGUGGUUCCCGUCGAGGAACAGUGGCCUCGAGGCACCGACACGACCGACCGCCUCCCUCCCUUGGAGAUCGCAGAGCUCUCUGGCAUGUCGCCAGAGUCCAAGGUUUCCAAGGCAGCCGCGGAGACCGGGGAGGCCAGAACAGAAGCAAGCCCAGAGCGGCCGGAGAGCCCCCGCGGCGGGCCAGACCCCGGGAAGAGCUCCGCGAGGAGGAGCGAGGAGCCCCCACACGUCACGCGCAGGACGGUCAACCUGUCCGGGAAGGUGUUCGCCAAGAAGGUGUUUGUGAGCCAGGACAGUUCCGAAGCGGACGAGCCUGAGCCGGGGCCGGAGCCAGCGGGGAAAGGUCCAAAGAGGGGGGAUCACAGCGUGGCUUCGACUCAGAGUGUCGUCGAGGCAACCAAGCUGAAACGACAAACAAGACUGGAAAGCACCAACCAAGAACCUGAUGCUGCCACGGAAACCAGCACUAAUAAAGAAACCUCACCGACCUCUGACAUGUCCAUAAACAAAUCAAGGGGACAAACUGGAGGGGACAAGGGGCCCGCCAAGUCAUCCGCCCCUAGAGGAGGCGCCAAAGCGGAGAAGGAGAGCAGGCCAUCCGUCAUAUCUGGUGGCCGUGGCAUGGCGGAAACGGCGGGAGCCAGGGCUAAAAAGGGAAAGACGUCCGCAGAGGACGCUUCUGGAGAAACGCCACUCCGAGACGAGACCACCACUAUGCAGUCAAUCAAGCGCAAAGACAGUCCGGUGCAUGCAGCCACAACUGGCAUUAAAUCUAGAAUCCCCAAGAAGACAACAUCCGAGAGCGAACCUAAGUCUCCAGUGACACCGGACAAAACCGCUGCACCGGACAUCUCAGUGUCCGUGGUCAGUCCCACGACACACAAGUCAAAAGAACCGCUGGUUAAACAUAAAGCAGUCACUAGUAAGGUUAAAAGGCCAAGUUUAGAGGAUAGCAAGUCGGCCAAAGCUCAGGCAACAGACGUUUCGCCGACAAAAGCACCGUCUAUGCUCACAAAGCACAGCAAAGAAAGGAAGGCCGAGGACGAAAGCUCGGCGAAACUGGUUAAUGGCCUGGAGAAAAUCCACGAGCAGAGGACUAUUGUGAAGCCCCAAUCCACUGACAAAGACAACACAGGUGGUAAAAAGCCGGGCCAGGUGCAGGUGGAGGCUGUACCAUCAAAGAGCCGGCUGCCAAUUACUACACCUGCAAAGCAGAGGAGUGACGGAAUGACCAGCAACACCAAAAACACAAAGAGUGGUGUUGCUGAAGCAGAAUCUGGGAGCAAAAAUAAGCCGGUGAUCACUGGAGGGACACAAACUCAGGACCACAGAAGUUCUGAAAAAGAAACAAAGAUAGCUACCCUCCUGCCUGAGCAACUCUCCAAAAAUAAAAUAAUGGUGGGGAAGACUGACGCUGAGACACACAUAUCUACCACGCCAUCCAAGAAAACUCCAUCAUUUAAGCUCAAAAAACCAAAUCUAGUCCCAUCUAACACUAUCAAUGACAGCACUAAAAGCACACAGAGUGAUUCAACCAAGCCCUCGAGUCCUUCGAGCAAGCCUCAAAUGGCACGGCAGAAGAUACAAGGUCACAUUUCCAAGACAAAAAAAGGGGGUUCCUCUACUGAUUCUUUGACAGAAAGGACAGAACGUCUAUCUCCUACAAAGACGAAUCAUGAACCGUUCAAGCUCAUUGAGGAUGUUGUCAGUGAGGUACAAGGCCAGAAGAAGGAUGGCACAAAUGGUGAUGCAUUACUACCAUCUCAGUCUGAUUCAGAGGCAGCCCCUACAGAUGAUAUGUCCACCACUAGCUCUUCCCAGGACACAAAAGAAAAGUCACAACUUAUUGCCGGCCUUUCAGCAGUCAGUGAAGCUGAGACCGACAGAAUUACAGACAAAGGGGGGGGCGAAGAACAUGCAUCAGUAGUUAAUGUAAGCAACCAUACAGAAGAACAAUCUACCAUCGUUACAACAACACAAAAGGAUUAUGCUGUUCUCACCACAAGCCCUCAGAUACAAGCAACGAUAUCCCUGGCCCCGGUAACUGAAAAGGUGCCCUGUAUUGAAGAUGUACAUCCAAUGAGAGAUCAAAAACCAGAUGAGCAAGUGGAUGACGCCCCUACUUAUAGUCAGGAAGAGGAUCGUGAAGCAAAGAUGUUAACAAAAACUCAACCUAAAAAACGUUCACAUAUCAAAGAGAGUAUACCUAACCAGGUUGAGAAAAGUGUAUUACAACCGGAAUACCAUGAAGCCAAAGGAAAUGACAAAGUCACUCCAGAGACAAUAAUAGAAGCAAAACAGGAUGAAAGCCAUUCUGGACUUGCUGCUGUGUCAGCUAAGGACAAAAUAUCUUCCAAUAAUGGUGCAAAUAAUAUACUUACCAAACCAGAAGUAACCUAUAUUGACACUAAGACCAAUGAGGAUAGUGUUGCAGCCAAUGAUUCGCUCACAACCAAAGGUCAGGCUAUGCAUAAGCUAGUUUCACAAAGUGAGGCGACAAAUAAAAGUAAUGGGCCUUCUCAACUAUCUUUAGAUGAUCAACAGGCUGAUGGAAUAAAAUAUAAUUUAAUGUCAACCCAAGAACAACCAACCAUCCCAUCUAUCGGGAUUCAAGCAAAAAACGUCACAUUUUCUGACAUACCAAACACAGACGCGGUGCUUGAAAAGGAUAGAAUGCCGAUGACAACGGUUGAUUUGACAGUGGUGAAGGCUAUAGACAGAACGUCAAUAGCUAGCCAGGCUACAAUUGUUCAGAGAUCCACUGAAUUAACAGACACUCAUUUGGAUAAAGAGAUGCUUUCAGACUCACAGCUUUUGCCUCAGGAGCAUGCAACAUUACAGAAAGACUCAAAGCAAAAUGACAAGAUGAAUGAGAGCUCAGAGGAAGGGGACCAAAAGACCAGUCGCAGGGAACAUGAUGCCUUGGCGGUGGAAACUCGAGCAGAGGAAGUGACAACAAUAUCAAAGAAUAUCCUUGAUGUCAUUCCAAAGGCAGCUUCUGAAUCAGAGCAGAAACCCCAGACUGUCAGCUCGGUCACUGCAGAUCAGAAACAUGACGUUGCUGACCAUGUUGAAAAAUCAAGUUUAAUGGCUACAACUGCCAUGAGCAGGGAGAUUAAUUCCACACAAGUCUGCAUCAAAGAUAAUGUGAAGAGUGACGAGACAAACACAGUGCAAGAAGACCAGCAGGUGCCAUCAUCCACAAUACAGAUUAGGCAGGAAUCAAUGCCUGUUUUUAACAAUGAAGUCCGGAUCCCAGCGACACAGAACUCAGAAUGCCCAAAACCAGAUUCCAUGCCAUUUAAUGAAGGUAACAGCAUGCCCGAAAUCAAAGAUAGCCAGGUAACACUAGAUGCCACUAGAAUUAACUCAACAGAAAAGCCAGCUAUCAGUACUGAUGUUUGCAAGGAGGAUUGUCAAAAAGAGCAAAGACAGGAGAAAAUAAACACAGAAAACAGGGACAAAAGUAGUUUAUCCAUUGAAAGUUCGGAUUCAAAGACGCAAUCAACAAAAACAUUGAAAGUGAUGACUACUGAUACUCAAGAAAAGACCCAAAUUGUUCUUAAACAGGAAUCUAACAAAGACACUACAGCUAAAAGAGAACACAAAGCUAAUGAAGUUUCAACAGAGACACCAGUCUUAAUAAUGGAUUCAGAAACAAGAGCUGUGAACGCCGCAAAAACACAGCUGUCGUCAACAGUCAGUUCAGGGCUUGAGGCCUCAUCGAAGGACACAGAUUCUAAAGUUAGUCAUAAGAAGGACCACAUAGUUAUUGAACGUCAGGAUCUAGAGAUUCAAAAAACAGUUUCUAAAGUUAGUCCUAAGCAGGACAUCGAGACCAUCGUUGUUCAAAGUCGAGAUCAGAAGAUUCCAAAACAAGAGACUGCCCCAGAUUCCCUGCUGAACGCAACCCCAAAAAUGACAACUAUCGGCACUGAUGUUCUAAAGGAAGACUUUGGAAAAAUCAAUGCAGAACUCCAGGACAAAGGAACUUCAUCCUCUGAAAACAAAGAAGUCACAUCAAGCACUAAAAAAGAAUCGAUUGCCCUCAAGAAAGACGUUUUAAUUAUAACUGAAAAAUUUAAUGAAAAUGAGAGAAAAGGAAAUUACAAUAUAUUGUCAAAGGAAAGGUCAGGAUCACAGAUGGAAUCAACGCACACAUUGAAAGUGAUGCGUGCUGAUGCUCAAGAAGAAUCCAAGGUCUUUACCAAACAGGAAUCAAACCAGUUUGAAGACACUAGCGAUAAAAAACAACACAAAGCUAAUGUAGUUUUAACAAAGACUCCAGCCUUAGAGAUGGACUCAUCACAAGAAAGGAAAGCCAGGAUCACUGAUGCUCAGGAAGCAGCAAAAACACAGAGGCCAUCAACAGUCAUUUCGGGGCAUGAGACCUUGGAAAAGGACACAGACUCUGAAGUUAGUCCAAAGCAGGACCUCAAGGAACACGCUGUUAUUGAAUGUGAAGAUGAGAGCGUUCCAAAUCCAGUGAAGACCCCAGAUUCCCUGGUUAUCUCAACACAAAAAAUGACAGAUAUCAGCAGAGAUGUUCCGAAAGAGGAUUGCAAGAAAGAUUUAGGACAGGAGAAGAUGGACACAGAAAUCAAGGACAGAAUGAGUACAUUCUCUGAAACUAUUGCCAUCGUGUCAAGCACAAUCCAGGAGCCGGGGGCCUUUAAGACAGACAAAACAGACGAGACCCAGAACAAAGCUAACAAAGUUUUAAUUGAGACACUAAAAUCAGUGGUGGACUCAUCACAAAAAGCACAAACUGUGGACACUGAUGCUCAGAAGGAUGUAGUUGCUGAAUCAACAGGCAUUUUGAGGGUUGAGACCUCAAUGAAAGACACAGAUUCCAAAUUGAGUCCAAAGCAGGAGACCAUUAUUGUUGAAGGCCAAGAUCAGAAGAUUCAAAAAUCUGAAAAUACCCCAGAUUCCAUUGUGAACACAACACAGAAAAUGACCGUUACCAGCACAGAUGUUCCAAAGGAGGAUUAUAAAAAGGAUUCAGCACACGAGAAGAUAAACAUAGAAAGCAAGGUUAUAUGUAGUAUAUCCUCAGCAAAGGACACCGAUUCUAAAGUUAGUCUAAAGCAGGACUUCAAGGAACUCGCUGUUAUUGAAUGUGAAGACGAGAGCGUUUCAAAACCAGUGAAGACCCCAGACUCCCUGGAUAUCUCAACACAAAAAAUGACAGAUAUCAGCAGUGAUGUUCCAAAGGAGGAUAGUAAGAAAGAUUUAGUGGAGGAGAAAGUGGACACAGAAAUCAAGGACAGAAUGAGUACAUUCUCUGAAACUAUUGCCAUUGUGUCAAGCACAAUCCAGGACUCGGGGGCCUUGAAGACAGACACAACAGUUGAAACACAGGACAAAGCUAACAAAGUUUUAACGGAAACACCAAUCUCAGUAUUGGACUUAUCACAAAAAACACAAACUGUGGACACUGAUACUCAGAAGGAUGUAUUUGCUGAAUCAUCAACAGACAUUGUGAGGGUUGAGACCUCAAUGAAAGACACAGAUUCCAAAUUGAGUCCAAAGCAGGAGACCAUUAUUGUUGAAGGCCAAGAUCAGGAGAUCCAAAAAUCUGAAAUCAGCACAGAUGUUCCAAAGGAAGAGGAUACAAAGGAUUCAGCACGCAAGAAGAUAAACACAGAAAGCCAGAUUAAAUGUAUAUCCUCUGUGGAACCUAUGGCCUUCAAGAAAGAGGAUUCACUGACAACUGAAAAGCUCUGCAAAAAUGAGAGAAAAGGAGAUGACAUUGUCCUUUCAAUGGAGAGCUCACAAAAAUCAACAGACUCAUUGAAAGUGACGACCAAUGAAAUCAAGACCUUUACUCAAGAGGAAACCAAGACACCAGUCUUGGAGAUGGACUCAACGCAAACAACUAAAGCUGUAAACACUGACUCUCAGAAGGAUGCAUUUGUAAAAGAAGCAGGGAAAACUCCUGAGUCAUCAACAGACAUUUUAAGGAUGGCGACCUCAGCAAAGGACCCAGAUUCCAAAGUAAGGCCUGAGCAGGAAGCCGUGAUUAUUCAAGAACAGGAAGGCACACAACAGGGAGCAAUUAAGAGGCCCGUCCUUGAACAAAUUGUCACUGUGGGUGAUUCAAAACCUUUUUCAAAGGAAAGCUUAGAUUCACAAAUGAAGUCACCAAGCGCAUCAAAAGUGGGAGUUCCUGGCACUCAUGAAGAGCCUCAGACCUUCACUCAACCGGAAUCCAAACCAACACCAAUACAACAUGAAGAGUUGAAAGACACUACAGAUAAACCAAGCAGAGCUAAGGAAGUAUUAACCAAGACACCAGUAUUAGUGAUGGAAUCGUCACACGAAACAAAAGCCUUGAACACUAACGUCACAGUGAAGGACUCAAUAUCUAAAGAUAGUCCUAAGGAGGACAUUGAGACCAUCGUUAUUCAAAGUCAAGGUCAGAAGAUUCCUAAACCAGAGACAGCCCCAGAUUCCCUGGCAAAUGAAAAACAAGAAAGUAAAGUUAUCAACUCUGAUGUUCUAAAGGGAGAUUGUGAAAAAACUGUAACACAGGAGGAGAUAAACACAGAAAACAUGGACAAAUGUAGUGUAUCCACUGACAAUAUUAAGAUUGUGUCAACCUCUAAACAGGAAGUGGAUUUCAAGAACGGUGGAAAGCUGAAGGAGUCUUCCAUAGACAGUUUGAGGGUUGAGAACACAGCGAAGGACAUAGAUUCUAAGGUUAGUCCGAAGAAGGAACCCAUAAUUAUUCAAGAACAGGAGGGCACAAACCAGGGAGCAAUUAAGAGGCCUGUCCUUGAACAAACUGUCACUGUUGGUGAUUCAACCCCUUUUUCAAAGGUAAGCUUAGAUUCACAGAUGCAGUCCCCACACACAUCGAAAGUGACAGCUACUGGCACUCAAGAGGAACCUCAGACCUUUACUAAACCGGAAUCCAAACCAGAAGCAAUUGAAAAUGAACAGUUGAAGGACACUACAGAUAAACCAUGCACAGCUAAGGACGUUUUAACCGAGACACCAGUAUUAGUGAUGGAAUCGUCACAAGCAACAAAAACCUUGAACACUGAGGCCACAGUCAAGGACUCAAUAUCUAAAGAAAGUCCUAAGCAGGACAUUAAGACCAUCAUUAUUCAAGGUCAAGGUCAGAAGAUUCCUGAACCUGAGAGAGCUCCAGAUGCACUGGUAAAUGCAAAGGAAGAAAGUAGAGCUAUCAGCACUGAUGUUCCAAAGGGGGAUUGUGAUAAAAAUCGAAGACAGGAGAAAAUAAACACAGAUUCACAGAUGAAGUCACCAAUUUUGAGGGCUGAGAACACAGCAAAGGACACAAAUUCUAAAGUUAGUCUGAAGGAGGAAGCUCAGUCCUUCACUAAACAGUUUAAAGACACUGAUAAAAUAAGCAACUCUAAGAAAGUUUUAACCGAGAAACCAGUCUUAGUGAUGGAAUCUUCACAAGAAACAAAAGCCUUGAACACUGAGGUUGCAGUAAAGGAUUCAAUUCGAUCUAAAGACCGUCCUAAGCAGGAGAUUGAGACCAUCGUUACUCAAACUCAAGGUCAUGAGAUUCCUAAACCAGAGGAACCCUCUGCUGAAGCCAAUCAUCCAAAGUCUGACUCAAGACUGGAAAGAGAAACUGUUUUAGAAAACAGUCUUGUGGAGGAGAGGAAAGGCACAGAAACAGGGGAAAAUAAGAAGCCUGUCGGUGAACAAACGGUCACUAUAGUUGAUUCAAAACCCCAGCUAUUUUCAGAGGAAUGCUCUGAGUCACAGAUGAAGACGACACCCGCAUCCAAAGCGACCACUACUGCCAUUCAAGAAGAAACGAAGACCCUCACUAAACAGGUAUCCAAACCAAUUUCCAUCAAACAGGAAAAGCUGCCAUGCACUACAGAUAAAACACCAAAUAAAGCUGACAAAGUUUCAGAGAAAACACCAGUCUCUAAAAUGGAUUCAAAACCCAUGAGCACUGAGGCUAAGGAGGAUGGAUUUGGAAAAGGAGCUAGGAAAACCGAUGAGUCAUCAAAAUACAUUAUAGGGGUUGAGACCUCAGCAAAGGAUAAAGAUCAUAAAGCUAUUCCUAAGCAUGACCCCAUAAUUAUUGAACAUCAAGAUCAGAAGAAUAUAAAACAAGUGGAUCCCUUUGGUCCAUCAACAGAAUCCAAAUGCUCAAAUUCAGACUUCAGGCCGGGUCCAGAAACAAUAGUAGAAAGCAUUCUGGUGGAGGCGAGGAAGGGCAAAGAAAAGGGAGCUAAAAGAAAUCCUGUCAUUGAAAAAACGGUCACCAUAGUUAAAUCAAAACCCAAGCUUCUUUCAGAGGAAAGCUCAGAGUCACAGAUGAAGUCCCCACACACAUCGAAAGUGACCACUACUGACACUAAGACCCUCACUAAACAGGGACCAAAAAGCAUUCCAUUAAAACAUGAAAAGCUGAAAGACACUACAGAGAAAACACCAAACAAAACUGACAUAUUCUUAACGGAAACCACAGUCUUUGACAAGGUUUCGAUACAAAAACCAAAAGCCAUGAACACUGAUGUUCAAAAGGUUGGAUUUGCCAUGGGAGAAGUGCAAACUGGUACGUCAUCAACAGCCAACAUGGGGGUUGAUAUCUUAGUAAGGGAUAAAGAUCCUAAAGUUAUUCCUAAGCAGGACCCCAUAAAUACAACAAAACCCCAUAAUGAACCCCAAGAUAAGAAGAAUAUAAAACCUGUUGAACCCCCUGGUCUAUCAAUAGACGCCAAACACGCAAUGUCGGACUUUAGACUGGUUACAGAACCAUUAGUAGAAAACAGGCUUGUGGAGGAGAGGAAAGGCAAAGCACAGGGAGAUAAUAGGAAACCUGUCCUUGAACAAACGGGGCCUAUUGUUGACUUUAAACCACAACCCACAUUCACCUCCAACGCAGUUGAACAGAAUCAAAAAGACCAAGUUGAAGAGAAAAGAGAUCUGUUGAAAAAUCCAAAUAAGAUGAGCGCAGAUGCACAAAAUCAAAAGACAGUUAUUUGUACCAAAGCCACGGGAGUGAAGGACAAAAACAUCCAACAAAAACACAGUGCUGCCUCAAAGAACAGCAUCAUACCACAGACAGAACCUACACAUGAAUCAAAAGCCCAAAAAGCUCAGAGCGUGGUGAGAAGCGCCACAGAUGUAGGGAAAACGAAUGAGUCAUCAACACAGGCCACCGCCACACUGCCAUUCAGCCACACAGACACGCCCUCCAGCUGGUUAGAUGUAGAACGAGGACCCAAACUUGACAAUAAGGAGGAACACGACAGACGGCCAGACACAGAGCCUUUUGAUGACCUCAUCAGGAGUAUCAAGGAGGGAAGUAUUCCUUUCUCGCAUCCUCAGAAGAGGAAGCUUAAAUAUAUCAGAGGUUCGACUUCACCGUUUGCUCUACCGGCCAUCAAGGAAGACCGUAUGGAGACAGUGCUUGACCCGGCCCGGUUCACGUUUGGCCUGAGGAAACAAACACCAGACUACAGGGACCUGUCACCGGCUCAGGUUAUAAAGCAGAAAUCGGAAGACAGGGAUGCGAAGAAUCCACCAAAACGUGCAGCAAGAGAAGAGAGCUUUAUUUUCAAAGCCAUGCAGUGUUCGAGUGCUCGGGACAGCGAGAAAGCGCUGCCUGAGGAGAAGGACAAGGAGGAGAGGAAGAGUCAAGGCACCAAAGAUCAGCGAGAUGAAAGGAGCAAAGAAGAGCCUGGAAAGGUUAAGUCUAGAUUAGAAAGGAUAUCUAUCCUCUCCAGCUUGAGGAGCGCCCCCAAGUCCACCAGAAAAGUCGGGGAGGAAGUCAGCGCCACAAAUAGCACAGCUGCAUCUGGCCAAGGAGACAGCAUUCUUUCCCCGGGAAAACAGGGGAUUGUUUCUUUAGCUCAGUCUGGCAAGGAGCCAAGUGGUUCAGGCGCGAAAGGCAAAGACACAGGCUUGCCCGCUGUGGGUGUUUGGAAAGGUGCAGCCAGUGACUCACUCGUCAGCCCCUCCUCUCCUCCCUCCCUUCCGUCCUUCCCUGAGAUCAAGCUGCCGGAUCAUUUGGAGAAAAAUCCGAAAACCAACAAAAGGACCUCGGAGGCCCCGCAAGGAUCCCCACAGGCUAGUCAUCCCACAGGAAAGGCCAAAGCUACAGCUACAGGCACAGUUAUGGACGCGGCUCAGAGUGCUAACGUGGACAAGGGACUAAAGGGCACUGCAGGACUAACCCCUAAAAACAAACAUUUCCAGAACAUCCCUAUAAGUAGAGCCGCUGCUGUCAAACCUAAGAAACCUUUUGAAGCACGAGGGUUCCACAAAAGACCCGGAAAGAUCGUCAUCCAUGAGCUCGAGGAGUUUGGAGGGCAGGCCUACGAGCUCCUCUGUGACCAGGAGGACGCCACCGCCAUGGCCCUGUCGCCCAUCAUCUCCGUCAAGGUUACACGAGGAUGCUGGAUGCUGUAUGAAAAGCCUGGGUUUCUGGGCCGCACCAUUGCUCUGGAGGAAGGCCCCACAGAUCACCUAGUGAAUAUGUGGGCCGAGGAGGAAACCCCCAUGCCGCUCGGCCCCGGGGGCCAACCCAUUCCUACUGCUCCCAUGGUGAUAGGAUCUAUUCGCCUGGUUGUUAGGGACUACAGCAUACCCCGCAUCGACAUGUUCGCUGAGGUCAACGGGAUGGGCCUGAUGACGUCCUUCUGCGACGACACCGUGGAGCUGGGCUCCUUCGGCAGACCGCCCACCACCGGCUCCAUCAAGGUCCAGUCCGGGGUGUGGUUGGUGUACAGUGACAUCGGCUUCGAAGGCAUGCUCGCAGUGCUGGAGCCUGGGGAGUUUCCCUGUCCCCAGGCCUGGGGCUUCGACCAGCCCUUCAUCGGCUCUAUGAGGGCCCUGCGCAUGGGCCCAAUAAAGGUGGAACACCCCAAGGAAGUCAAGGCCCUGGUUUUUGAGAAGCCUGGAUUUGAGGGGGGGUGCCUGGAGCUGGACAGAGAGGCGUACGACCUGCUAGCAGGAGACGCAGAGCCGGAGGUGCAAAGGCCAGAGGAGGGAGGACCGAAGGAGGGAGACGGAGACGGGGGAGCGAGGAGGGCCCUGUCUUCGGUGGGCUCCCUCAAGAUCCUGGCUGGACUGUGGGUGGGCUAUGACGAGGCAGACCUGGAGGGCCGCCAGUACAUCCUGGAGGAGGGCGAGUACCCCCAUGUCAGCGACUGGGGCGGGUCGGAGGACGGCCUUCUCUCCCUGAGGCCCAUCGUCACUGACUUCCUGUCACCGCACAUCAAACUAUGCAGUGAAAUGAACUUCGGGGAACGUGGGGUCAAAGUUGACCUGCUGGACCCCGUCAUCGCCAUGGAGAGCACAAACUUUGGUACCAAGACCCAGUCCAUCAACGUGCUGGGAGGAGUGUGGGUGGCCUUUGAGAAGGCAGCCUUCAGCGGGGAGGUGUAUGUGCUGGAGAAAGGCCUGUAUGGAAGCCACGAGGACUGGGGAGCACAGGCCUUCAGGAUCGGGUCCAUACAGCCCGCUUUCCAGAAUGACUUUUCAGUAGCGAGCAAGUUCAAGGUGCAUCUCUAUUCAGAGGAGGACUUUAAGGGAAGGGAAGUGGUUUUAGAAGACAGUGUGGGGGCCUUGGACGAAGACUUCAUACCAAAAUCCUGUAGGGUGAAGGCUGGCAGUUGGGUAGCCUACGAGGGUGCCGAGUUCUCCGAGGACAUGUAUGUUCUGGAGGAGGGGGACUACCCCAGCCCCGAGGCCAUGGGAUACCUGGCCCGGGACACCGCCAUCCGCUCCAUGCAGACCACGGGACAUGAGUUAUCCCUGCCCUCGGUCACUCUGUUCAGCAAGCUGGGCUGCAGGGGUCGCCGGGUCUCCCUGACCAGCGGCGUGGUCAACCUGCGGCAGAUGGGCCUGGACUCACUCAUGCGCUCCGUAGCGGUGGGCGGAGGAAUGUGGGUGCUGUACGAGGGGGGCAACUACCGCGGCCGGCAGAUCCUGGUGCUGCCCAAUGAGAUCGGGGACUGGCACGGCUACAGCGGCUGGAAGCAAGUGGGGUCUCUGAGGCCGUUACUUCAGAGGCAGCUCUACUUCCGCCUGCGGAGCCGGGAGUCGGGCUGCGUGGUGACGCUGACGGGCAGCCUGGACGACAUCAAGCUGAUGAGGCUGCAGGCGCUGGAGGAGGGCGGUGGCGGCGCCGAGCAGCUCUGGCUCUACCAGCACGGCCAGCUCACCUGCAAGCUGCUGGAGGACUGCUGUCUGGAGACCACCGGCAGCAUGCUGAUGGCAGGCAGCCGUCUGUCUGUGUCGGCCGAGCGCGGCAAGGACAACCAGCUGUGGGACCUCACCCACGACGGCCUGGUGCGGUGCCACCUGAAGCCAGAGCUGGUCAUGGAGGUCAAAGGUGGCCAACAAUAUGACAAGAACCAUGUGAUCCUCAACACAUUCAAUGAGAGGAAAUUGAGCCAAAGAUGGUCAGUGGAAAUUCUAUAACUCCAAUGCACACCUUAAGAACGACAACGCCCAGGGAACCACAGAAACAAGCUUUCUCAGAGACUUCAGCACUGGCCACUGUAGCUCCGCCAGGGGGACUACGCUCUAGGAUGCUGCUCCACCAGGGGGACUGUGCUCUGUGAUGCAGCUCCGCCAGGGGGACUGGGUUUCAACUCUGAGUGAACCAGAAAUAUGAAUUUUAAGUUCAUGGUUUUCGCUACUAAAUCUCUCUCUCUGCAAUAUCUUGGUACUUUUAACAUUCUUUCAGCUUUACUUUAAACAUUUUUUUUUAUGAACAAUAAAAUGCAAAGAGAUAGGUCUAUGAUAAAAGUCAAAGUAAUUGCACAUUUUUAUUGACCAGAUCCUCUCCAAUUCAGACCUGUGUUGAUGCUGUACCUAUCCUCUCUGCCAGAAAUUGUAUUUGAUUCCAAAUUGUGUGUUUGAGACAUUAGUGUGAAAGUUCUAUGUAUGACCCCCAAAUAAUGUUUUCUUUCCUAUUUUUCAAUGGCUGCAGAUCAAACUUGAUUGAUUGUACAGUUUGAACAUGUUUCAAUGUGGCAGGUUUAGAUCAUAUAUUGAGUGGUACUGCGUUAAUCAUGUGUAUAGAUUAUAUCAAUGCAGUACCGCUGCACUGAUGCCUACUACUGAAUGUAAAUAUGUGAAUGCCUGUUACGUAGGAAUAAAGAUUUGGUCUUCCUUACAUUUCCGAAGUCUAUGUUUUGAAGGUUUUCAAAUUAAAAAGGAAUGCUAUGGCCUAAUAUUUUUCCAAUCUCU
Messenger RNA from Gadus chalcogrammus (walleye pollock), 15449 nucleotides. It is a transcript of the gene crybg1a, whose product is annotated as crystallin beta-gamma domain containing 1a. The transcript has 22 exons. NCBI's taxonomy places the organism in Eukaryota, Metazoa, Chordata, Actinopteri, Gadiformes, Gadidae. Bases 1728 to 14675 code for a protein of 4315 amino acids. Gene Ontology annotation, molecular function: structural constituent of eye lens. The record is from RefSeq and is a predicted model, not a curated record. Gene Ontology annotation, biological process: lens development in camera-type eye; visual perception.